Molecule: messenger RNA, 1575 nt
Organism: Humulus lupulus (European hop)
Lineage: Eukaryota; Viridiplantae; Streptophyta; Magnoliopsida; Rosales; Cannabaceae
Product: probable microtubule-binding protein TANGLED
Exons: 4
Coding region: 213-1340 (375 amino acids)
Biological process (GO): regulation of phragmoplast microtubule organization
Molecular function (GO): microtubule binding
Source: RefSeq, a predicted model, not a curated record
AGAGAGGGAGUGCCGUUUUUCAGGGGUUACGUUGGAUAAAUUCGACCGUUGGGACUUAAAGAAGGAAAAAUAAAUAAAAAUAAAGAAAAAAAAAUAUACCAGAGUUCUAUGUUUGACAUCUUCACUUCGAGGAUAAACUAAGAAAAGGAACAGGAGAGUUUAGAAAGAGAGAAAUCCUUACUAAACUAAUUGUUUUAUUUGCUUCAGUAAAAAUGGUUGCGAGAAGUCCAUCUAAGCAGAAGAAAAUGAUAGCAGCUCUCAAUCCGAUUCUGCUCAGGGAAAUUGUUCAAAAGGUGGAUCGAUGCAUGGUUCGGUUGCAGGAGCUACAGUACACAGUUUCAGGUGGAACGAAGGUGAUCUCAGGCGUGACUCUUAGCCCUCGAAGUACCAGAGCUUACCUUAAGACUAGCCUAAGAUGCAAACAAGAGUCUAUAAGGAUUAAAAAUGCUGCCCCUAGGAAAUCUCCGGUGGGGAAGUUUCCGGGAAACUCAGGAGGGGAAUGGCGGCGAAUGUCAUUGCCGGCCAUGCUUGUCGGAGAAACAGUGGGAGAAAUUCUCCAAGCGAGUCAAUUUGCAAAAGAAAUAGUUGCUUCAGUCAAUACCAAGACCAAGAAGAAAAUCACUCUAGAAGAUCCAAAAACUCCAAUAAGUCAACCCAGAAAACAGAAAACUCAUCACAUUGAAGAAGACACAGAGCUCAAGGCCAAAAGAAAGAAGGAAAAGCAAAACAAAACUCGAUCAAGUCAGUACGAAUCCAUCUCGCCAGUUCUCAGACGGGCUCGUUCCAGAAUCAACUUCAAGAUCUCUCCUCCCAACAAAAGAGAAAUUGAGAAAGAAAACAAUCGAUUUGUGGCUGCAAACAGAGUAUCACCAAGGCAUAAGCCAUGGGCCAAAAAGGCUGUCCUGUUUCCAAAUCCUCUGUUUACAGCCUCUUCUACAAAUUCAACUGAGCAGCAGAAGUUUUAUAGGACAAUGUCUCCAAUCAUUGCAAGAGGAAACAAGCAACAAAACACACAACAACAACAGCAACACACUCCACAUAAGUUCUUGAUCAAAUCGCCGCACACGAAUUCGAAGUUUCAGGUGAAGAUCAAGACCCCACCAUUGAUUUCUCGUUCUCCACCAAAAAGAGCCACCAAUAAGUCUCCAAAGAUGUCAACUGCCACGAAACUACGCCGUUCAUUCUCUCCAUCAAGGCUGGCUUCAAGGUUGGUGUCACCCCUGAGGAGCAGAAAGAGCAGUGUUUACAAGAGUAGUGAUGGGAUAAUAACUACAAUGAGUGGAUUGAAGCAACGUCCAGCUUGUUCUAUCCCAGUUGGAAUUUCUUCUCGAAGAAUUUGAGGUGUGGGAUUGGGAUGGCUUCUGAGUUUAUACAUCUUGUUUUGGCUUGGAGAGUGGAUUUCGUUGUUUGAAGAUAUUUUCUCGAUGUCCAUAUUGAUAUGAUUGAUUCUAUUAUUUUUCUUGUAAGGUGUGAAUUUUCCAUGUAAUUUGUUGUUUGCCUUUUCAAUUAAUUGCAAUCAUUACAAGAUUGUAACGUUUACUUGUAUGUAAUAAUAUCUCAUGAAUCUUUUGUUAA